This is a messenger RNA of Gavia stellata (red-throated loon), 477 nucleotides long. Its product is annotated as heat shock transcription factor, Y-linked-like. The record is from RefSeq and is a predicted model, not a curated record. The transcript is spliced from 2 exons. Lineage: Eukaryota; Metazoa; Chordata; Aves; Gaviiformes; Gaviidae. The coding region runs from base 1 to 477 and encodes 158 amino acids. Gene Ontology annotation, biological process: regulation of DNA-templated transcription. Gene Ontology annotation, molecular function: DNA-binding transcription factor activity; sequence-specific DNA binding.
AUGACACUGCCUUCAGGAGAAGAAAAGGCUUUCCAAACAUCAAGUAAUCCACCCUGGACAAAAAGAGGGCAUCUCAAUACUUAUGAAGAGAGCUCUAGUGAAAGUCAUGGCUUUUCAUCCCUCAGCUCUCUGAAGAAGCUCUGGGACAUAGUUGAAAGCGACCAGUUUCAGUCAAUUUGGUGGGAUAAGCAUGGAAAGUGCAGCGUGAUUUAUGAAGAGCAGUUCAAGAAGGAAGUGCUCAGAAGGAGAGAACCUCUGACAAUUUUUGAAAUUGGGUGCAUGAAAAGUUUCACUUGUCACCUUCACCUCCAUAGAUUCAUCACAAAAAAAUGGGAUUUUUCAAGAUCUUGCUUGCUCAAUGACUCACUAGAAGAAGCAGCAGCCAGGGAGUUGCUCUUCUACUAUAACCCACAUUUUAGAAGAGGUUCUCCCCACCUGGUAAUAAAGUGUAAAAGAAGCUUUGGGGUGAAAAAGUGA